Messenger RNA from Cladocopium goreaui, 521 nucleotides. The record is from the annotation of a GenBank genome assembly. NCBI's taxonomy places the organism in Eukaryota, Dinophyceae, Suessiales, Symbiodiniaceae.
UUGGCCGCGGCACUGCUGGUGCUCCUGGCAGCGCAAAUCUGCGGGGGCUGGGACCUUGCACUGGCGGCGCCCGGCCGCAAAGCCAAGCCGAAGCUCCAAAGCCUAGCACCGCCGAAGCGCGCGGAGCAAAGCGCGGAGGCAGAUCUCAAUGAAGAACUAGAAGCCCUACCUUUGCAGGCGCUGGGCGACGGCAAUCAGGUGUGGCCCUUUGGUUCCAGUGCCAACGGAUGUGGGGAAGCCGGCUCUGACCUAGACAUGCUGGUAUCUGCAAAGGAGAACAAGACUUCCAAGGGCAAAGCUGUGAAUGCCUUGCGGAAAGUGCCGAUCUUGAUGCUGCAGAAGGAUGGACUUGACAUCGACCUGAGCUGUUAUAACCUGCUUCCACUGCUCAACACCCGACUCUUGCGAAGUUACACGCUCCUGAACCCACGGCCGUCGGUGGUGGUGGUCGCUGUGAAGCGCUGGGCCAAGGCACAUCGAAUCGCCAAGGCCCGUGAUGGCUUUAUCUCAUCCUAUGCCUG